This is a messenger RNA of Microthlaspi erraticum, 744 nucleotides long. The record is from the annotation of a GenBank genome assembly. Lineage: Eukaryota; Viridiplantae; Streptophyta; Magnoliopsida; Brassicales; Brassicaceae.
AUGUCUCUUUCACUGGCAAAAGACUUAGGAUUCAAGGAAUUCAAGAGUCGUGAGGUGAGAGUUGAAUUUGCGGUUCUAUCAGGUAUGGAGCCUUAUGCAAUUCUUGAAGAUGUUAUUCUGGAGAUAGGAGUGCGACUUUUCCCAACUGACUUUGAAAUCAUGGUAUGGAAAGGCUCAAAGAGGAAUCAACUGAUUCUUGGAACCCCAUUCCUAGCCACAGCCGGCACGGUCAUCAACUACUUGAAGAACCACUUGUCACUGGGCAAUAUUCGGCAAUAUGUCUUCUUCCCAAGCAUCAACUUCAAGUCAGCACCAAGUGCAACCAAGCUACCACCAGAAGAAGCCACUCUCAUGCCUAAGAAAGGAGAUUUUCUGCCCAGAGGAACAAAGAAGAGUGAGCACUACCCAAUACCAAAGGAGAAGAAGAAACCAUUGGAGCUGAAACAUAAAGAUGUCUUCAAGGACAUCAACUCGGUCUUGCUUUCAACCUUUGAUGAAUAUGGAGCUGAAGAGGAGUCUGAUGGUGUAUCCAAGUUCUAUGCCCAGAUGAGGAUCCUUACCCCAAAGGAUACAGAGCUUAAAGACGAUCAUACCGCAAGAGAGAAGCUCGAGAGGACCAUGAAACUUUUCCCGAGAGCGCUUGUCUUCAAAGGCGACAUGGGAGAUGAUCUUGGAGAGUCCAAACCACCACAAGAGCGCCCAAACCAGAGAAUGGAGAAGCUAAAGGGAUCGCAAACCCUCUAG